Molecule: messenger RNA, 8461 nt
Organism: Diorhabda sublineata
Lineage: Eukaryota; Metazoa; Arthropoda; Insecta; Coleoptera; Chrysomelidae
Product: probable G-protein coupled receptor Mth-like 1
Exons: 7
Coding region: 228-1955 (575 amino acids)
Biological process (GO): cell surface receptor signaling pathway; G protein-coupled receptor signaling pathway
Cellular component (GO): membrane
Molecular function (GO): G protein-coupled receptor activity
Source: RefSeq, a predicted model, not a curated record
GUAGUACAGCAACCAGUGUAGAAGACUUAAGGAGGGGGUCAUCAACAGAAAGACCGGUCUAGAGUAACUACCGUGCCAAAGGAGAAACAGUUGACUAUCGCGUUUAGAAGAGCAAGUAGUGCUCAAUAUUCUCAGAAUCUUGUUAACACGCGUUCUAAAAACAUCGCGCUUACAUUAGAAAAUGUUUUUCUAGCAAAUAGUUGCGUUAUUUUAAAUAAUUUGACAAAAUGCCUUUACCGACAAAGCUUUAUAGUGCGGUGUUACUCAGUGUUACAGUUUUAUCUAUAAAAUUACCGAAAACUGUCAAUAUAAAUAAAUGUUGUAAGUUUAAUGAAUUAUUGACAAUACAGAAUCAAACGUGUGCCCAAAACUCUUCUAGUUCUUGGAACUUGGAAAUUUACAAUGCACGCAAGGGUAAAUUUGAACUGUUUACAGAAUUACCCGUUAAUUGGAAAGUGAAGGAAGAUAAUUUCUUGAAUUGUUCAAAGCCACAGCAACUGAAAUUUCAACAAAAGAAUAAUUUUCCUUUUUUAAACGGAUCCAUCUUCAGUCUUGAAUUUAACAGACUUUUUCAUCCAAAUGAAUUCUGUUUAGACUAUCAGUCGGCUUUGGUGUGUUUAAACGAACCGGAAAAUCUAAUAAUUAUCAAAAAGUGUUGUGGUGAUAACGCGAUUUUUUCUCAAACUAAAAGUACUUGUAUUACAAUUAAAGAUGUCGGUUAUAAGAUAGACGUCGGUCAAAAUAGAACUUUAGGUGCUGGGUUUCCCCCUUGCGCAGACAAUAAUAUGCACGUUGUCGGCGAAUUGCGCAAAUCUACCAUUAUGAAUAAUGGUAGCUUAUUAGUUGACAAAAAGUUGCAUCUAGGCGCAGGGAACUUUUGUUUGGAACAUGUUUUGGAACAAACAGAACGAUCGGCGAGUAUAAUCACUUGCCCUGAGUACAUACCACAAGUACAUAAAAAACUCAUCCCUUCUCAAAAUGAAACAGAUAUUCGCUUCACGUUAUAUCCCAUCGGUUUAGCGAUUAGUGCUAUUUUCCUAGCGGCUACUCUAGCUGCUGGUUCGCUGCUUCCGGCCAGUCACCACGUGCUGCAUUGGCGAUGUCAGACGAACCAUGUGGCUUGUUUACUGGUAGGGGAUGUUCUGUUAUGUAUUACACAUCUCUCCGGACCUAUCGCGUUCGUCCCGUGCUUUUCUAUCGCCGUUUCGAUGCUGUUUCUUUUCUUGUCAGCAUUCUUUUGGCUCAACACCAUGUGCUUUAACAUCUGGUGGACGUUUAGAGACUUGCGACCGCAAAGCACUGAAAAAAGUCAAGAAAGACUACGACUCAGAUUGUACGAGGUGUACGCGUGGGGAAUCCCACUUCUGAUUACGGUAAUAGCGGCUUCCCUUGAUCUGAGUUCCAAUCAAGACGAAGUUUUGCGACCCAGAUUCGCAGAACAUAAUUGUUGGUUUGCUGGUGAUGUAGAGAAAUUGACAUACUUUUUCGGGCCAGUCGGAACCUUAUUGUUCAUCAAUUUGCUGCUGUUCGGUCUCACGGCCAGAGAACUUACCUGCGGUUUAUGGAAGAGAGAACUCGUCAAAUCAACGACAGAGAGAGCUGCGCUUGGAAGAGUAUGUCUGAAGCUGGUAGUUGUUAUGGGUGUAACCUGGAUAGCCGAUUUAAUUUCGUUUGCUGCAGGGGGUCCCCAAGAAAUUUGGUACGUCACUGACAUAGUUAACAGCAUUCAUGGUGUUUUUAUCUUCAUCGUUGUUGGAUGUCAACCGCAGGUAUUAUCAGCUGUAAAAAGAUUUUGGUGUAUGCGAAAACAUCGACAAAAUGGAACAGCAGGAACAACUAACCAUCAUUCUACCAGCUCUCAAGGUCCCCAAUCAAUGGGUGAUACUUUGACCAACACAAACAGUGUCCUAACAAAUGGAACUACUAAGACUGUGCCUUUAGAAACAAGCUGUUGAGCCAGUCGAGAAUUGUUGAGUGUAUCAAAAAAAUUGAAUUGUAAAAGGGAUUUUGGACAGAAAAAUAAUUUCUAAUUUUAAUAUAUAAUUGCAAAACUCUAAAAUUCUUAUUUUGGCUGUGUAUACAUUUUCAAACACGUAAUUCAAUCUCUGAAAUUAUGUUCAAUAAGAGUCGAGAAAUUAUUUUUUGUCCAUAUUUAUAUAAUGUACAUAAUAUGACAACAUAGUUAAUAGAUAAAACUUGAUGGCAAAAUUAGAUGACGAAAAUCAAAUAGAUUCAUUAUGAAUUACUAAAAACGAUUCCUAAUAUCUAAAAAUAUGUUACUGUCGAAACAAGGUACCGUCAUAAUUUGAUUUGGAAGUCGUCGUGUGAAAAUUUGAUUUACAAUCAAAAAUCGACACAGCUUCAAAAUGAUUUGUUGAAUGAAAAAAUACAAAAAAAAACAUUUUAAUUCUUACAUAUCAGUUUGAGCAUCAUUAUCCUGAAUAUAGGAUUCAGGGAUACCAUCUUCCAUGCUCGUAGAUGUUGAUAAUGACUUAUUAUACUGAUGAAAUUUAUCCUGAUUUGCACAGUUUUAGCAAAUCCUGUUUCUUCUAAAUACUGAUAGGUCAAGGUUUAGAUUAUGCAUUUUUUUCGUGUCGAUCUCAGUGAAAUUUACCUUUACCUUUACCAAAAACAUAUUUCAGGCAUUUCAUAUUUAGCCAACCAUUAUCCCUGUAGGUGUUUUCGGUUUUAUUUCUCAUUAUUAGUUUUGGAAGCUCUUCCAAAUCGAAGAAAUGUUUAUACUCAUCGUGUGUUCAUUAUGUAGGAAUUUUUGUUCAACAAGGCAUCAAUAUUUUGAUUACUUUCAAUAAAAUUUAUAGGAAACUUCGUGCUCAACAACUAUAUAUUUAGCAAAAACCAUAUGGUAGAAAGUUUAGAGCGCUAUAAUUAAAAACCUAUGCGUUAUACAAAAGUUUCAAAUAAAAAAGAUGACAAAAAUUUUUCUGUAUAAAAAUGAUUUUUAUUAUUUUCAUCGUACGAUGCGCGGUUCGCGAGAUAUUUAAUAAAACGUGUUUUUCAAGAUGGCGACUGACGCGGGCGCUCCUCCAUGACGCCCAUUUGGAUUUACAUUCAAGGGAGACCCCUGAACAUAUUCCACAAAAAAUCGUUUUCUAGAACUUUGCAUUUUGAAUCUACUUUUUUUGUUUUGCUCUGGCACUUGGCCUAUUAUACAAAAACUUUAGACGAAUCCGAACAGCUGUUAAUCACGUAAAAUAUUUCCGAAUUUUUUUUUAAGCUUUUUCGACCAAAUGUCUUAGUUUCGCCCAAUAAAAAUGUACAUAAGACUUUUGUCUUGUUCUGAUAGAACUAGGAAGUUUCAAAUGAUCCAAUAUUUUUCUUUUUUAAAAUCCAGCUGUACUUAUCUCGUUUUAGCAGACUAAAAGUUGUAAAAAUGGAAAUAGAAAUUUUUUUACCACUUGCUUUGUAUACUUUGACAUUUUUUAAUCUAAUGGAGUACUUAACAUCGAAUAGGGCACUCGCAUUUUUUAAAAAGUAUUUAUUUUUGUGUGUAUUUUAAAGUUCUUGAUAUGAAAUAAUAUCAGAAAGUAAAAAAUUCAAUCGAAAGUGAAAAUAUAAUAACUAAAUCUUUAAUUGAAAAUCGCAAAAAUUUCAAAUUUUUAAUCACAUAAGAAAACAAUUCUCAUUGGUUUUCAUUUGUGACGUCAUAGAUUUGAUAAAAGCAUUUGUUUGAUAAUCACGAGGUUAUCGUUGCCGACAACGUAGCAUGUGCUGUUAUAAUACAGUUUCAAAUUUUUCUAAAAAUUAAAAGUAUAAUAAACUCAAUUACUAUAAAAUAAUAAAUAAGUUGAAUCUUACUAACAUUAAAAUGAUCCUGGCAACAAAACUAAUUGCAUCUCGAAGGAUCGUCAUAUCAUAGUCGUGAUAUUUUUACAUCUUGGCACAAAACACUUAUUUUAGAAUAACUGUCGUAUUUACUUUAUAUAAAUGUUUAUUUUAUACCUAUGACGUCUCGCAAUAUGGCGACCCCACUGAAAUGUUUAAACUACCUUCAAAAUUUUUGUAUUUUCAAUAAUUUCUUCCCUAUAAAUAUUGAUCAAAGAAUUAAAACAAACAUUAUAAUAAAAGUUGUAUAUAAACUAUCCAAAAAUAUUUUUUUUUCAAACCAUGCAAAUACCCUAUUGGGUAAAAAUGGAAUUAGCUUGUUUUGGCAGAAACCCGACGAUGUCAAUCAUCCUGUAAGAUUUACCAUCAAACUCUAUUGCGUGGUAGCUUUUGUCAUACUUUUACCAUUCAAUUUUGUAAUGUUGUGGAAUAUAGAUUUUUCUUAAUGGUACGAGAGCUAGCAACGUCAGGGAAAUAAAAAUUACGAGCUAUCUGGCUGGCGGUAGUGGUUGUGCAUCCUACCUGAUCAGGUAAAAUAUCAAUAUUUCAAAUCAUUUUAGGAAGUCCCUUUUUGUUUUUAUUAUUUUUAUCGAACUUUUUGCAACACUAAUCUAUCAGUGCCAGACAUUUUAAUUGUUGUUCAAACUGUGCUAAUUUUGAUUUAAAAAAAAACAAAAUUUCAAAAAUAUUUUAGUAUGGCUGAAAUUUUUAUAUGACGUUAUUUAAAUAUCUAAAAAUAAAAUUAAUUUGCCAAACAAUAAUUCGAUUGUUAAACCUUCAGCCAGAUCGAAUAAUUGCACUAGAACUGCAUUUUUUUAGAUAUCAACUUCUGUAUAUGAAUUUUGAGACGUUUUAUCUGGCAGGCUUUUGCCAAAAUCUACUGCACAGUAUUUUAUAUCAAAAUUGAACUAGAAUGUGCUGGGAAUAUCUACUGUUGACAUAAAUUAAUUUCAAAUAGAUUAGAUAUUUUUUAAAACUGUUGUAACAGUUUUUGUAAUAUCCAUCGGUGUCAUUAACUUUUUACACUUUUUCAAUUUAACUUUCCACUUUUAGAUGGGCUUUAGCAAUCGAAUUAUUGUUCAGCAAAUCAAUUUUGGGUUUUUAGAUACUCAAAUAAUAUCAUAUAAAAAUUGCAACCAUACUAAAACAUUAAAAAUAAAUAUAUGGCAAUAAUAAAUUCAUGUUGGAAAAAGUUCAUUAAAAAUAAUAACAAAAGAAAUGUCUUGAAAUGAUUUAGAUUGUGCACUGAUGAACGCAACCACUACCGCCAGAAAGAUAGCUUGUAUGACGCUCUUGAGAGUGAGGGAGAUAACAUAUCACAAACCUAGCCUACCUGGAAUUCUCUCUUGAAUACUUGGCUAGCUCUUGAACUAUAAUACUUGAAAAAUGGAGGAAUAUACGAUUUUACUUAUUCUAUUUUGUACUAGCUACUGAAAAGUAACGAAUGCGAAAUGUACUUUUCAACAAGUUGUAUACCCUAUUCUUCCUACGAGCACAUAAAAAAUUCUCCAAAGAAAGUAUUUUUUUUUUAAAUAAAAAAGUCAAUUAAACAAUAUCACACGUGUGUUGAAUAGUUGAAAAUCCUACAAAAUAUUUUUUAUUUUACAAUAGUAGAGAUGACAAAAACGAAAAGAAUGAUUGUGAUAUAUUUUAUAACUAAAGAACGAAAAGAAAACCAAUAGAACAAUAAAUUUUUUGUAACUAUAUAUUAUUAAUGAUUUUGUUUUACUUUUUUUCUGAGACGUUAUAAAAUGUAAAGUUGUUAUAACAAUAACGAAAUUGCAGUGGAUUUUUGUAAAGUUGCAUUUUUGGUGGUGUCCCUAACAUAUGUGUUUAUUGCCUCUUGUUGCUGUAUAGAUGAAGUUGCAUUGUUUUUGGGUUGUGCAAUGUCAGUAUGUUAUCCAGCAUUUUGUUCAACUUCUUUGUUUACUGUCAUCUAUGCACUGAUCAGCCUUCAUUAUGGAGAAUUAAUAUUCAUUCAACUACUUUAUACAUUACCCAGUAAUAGUAAUAACACUCAAUUUUAACGCUUAAAUUAUCUUGCAGAUACUACUAUGUAUUUGAAUUAUCACAACAAACUUUCAAUUUUUAUUGUAAACACUGAUAUAACCUCAAAAAAUCAUAUUGUCUACUUGUUUAGUCUCCUUAAAUUUGGCCUUUUGCCUUUCGGCACCCAGCCAGAUACAUAUUGUUUCCGCGAAUUGUCUCUAUCGGUCCAGACCAUAUAUAACAUAAGAAAAAGAAGCAUUUGUUAUUUUUUAGUACAUGUGUGAAAAGAACUACUUUCUUAGGUUAAAAUGACUGUGCAAUUCAUCAUUUUUAUAAGUGGUCGUAGGAAAAUUUAUUUUAUUACUAUUAAUGUUUAACUCCAAUUUUCAAUUAAAAAAAAUCUACCAUGGUUUUGAUUUCUAAAUUCUCAAAUAACAUAUUUAUAUAGUUUUAUAUAGCAAUAAUAUGAAAAUAUGUCUGUCCUUUGCCAUUAGGGCUUUGUAAUUACAUAUGAGAGAUAUUUUUCUAUAUUUUUGAAAUUUAAAAAAUUUCUAAUAAUAGAUAUUUUUUAAAACUGACUAUACAAGAAAAUUUUAGAAUAUUCAUCUCUAUUCGAUUUUAGUUAUUUUCCCUCAAACUUGUUUUCAACAUUACUAUCUACAGUAUAUUACGAGUGCGUUUAGUUUUGCAAAAAAAUAUAUUCGAUAGCUUUUUCAUACCAAUAACGGUCUUGUUCUUAAAAAUAGCCAUUAACACUUGGUGUGAACCUUGGACCACUAAACCAUUUUUUCAAGUUUAGAAAAAAAUAUAAUCGAAAAGAGAUGUGAUUUAUGGUAUUUUGACAUUUUGAAAUUUAAUGUUUUCCAAACGCUUAGAAAUUAAUCAUGUUUUAUAAUUUAUUUUCUUGUAAAUUCGAAACUAUAAAGUGUGUUCAAUCAAUAAAGAUGCCAAAAAUGCAUUGUAAAGACUUGCUAUAAUCUAUAUUUUAAGUUAUUUAUCUAAAAAGCACGUUGCCAAGUCGAACAAAUUAAUAUAAUUGUACAUUUGGAAAUGCAUCGUCGUUUUUGCAUUGAACGAAUGCAAUUUGAUUGUAUGGAUGCUUACAGUACAUUUUCUUACUUCUAGAUAGAUUCUACAUUUCGAUUGAAUAAGAAAAUUUGAUAAAGGAACUAACAAUAUCAGAAGUUUCAAUAGAAAAAAGGGAAAAAAAAUACAAUCCUUUAUCUACCACAUUAUUUAUCGAAAAGUAAUAAAUUUAGACAAUGAGUUCAAAGGCACUUCUACCUGUAUUGUGUAAGGUGUCUCCACAGAAAGCUCACAUUUAAAAAAAAUAAAUUCAAUAAAAGUUUAUUGAUAAAAUUUUUGUUACAAAUCAAAAUACAUUUCUUAGGAAUUUAUUUCUUAAAAAUAACAUCAUCCAAAUGUGAACCGUCGCUGACACAUCACUGGCAGGUGAUGGCUGCUUUAGAUUUGACGUAAACCUACAGGUGUUGAAUCGGGACUGAGUGGAGGCCAACUUAUGUCGCCUCUCCUGGAUUCUGCGUGUAUGAAGUUGCUCCGUCUUUCUGGAAUCAUUAAGAUGAAAAUGAACUUCAUUCGAAAACAAGAUGCUGUUAAACGUUGGAUCAGCAUCUCGAAGUUUGACUGGUACAGCCCCGAAUCUUUGUGUGUGGAAGAGAGAGAUUCGAUUUUUGUAAGAGGGGGGGUUUUUUAGAAGAGGCCCUGAUGUAGGAAUAGCUCCUCUGCAGGAUUUGAUUUUAUUGUCACAUGACUGCAUAAAUGUCGAUUUGGAUGUUAUACACAACAGUGUUUACAACUCUCAAAAAUUUAUGUCCCUAAAGCACUAAUCAAAAAUCCCUAAAAUCCCCACAAUUUCUAGUGUUUCUUCCUUAAAAGAAAUUCUGAUUUUUUAAAAUCAUAUGUAUUCACAUAAAAUAUUUAUUUUUAUUAUUGCUAUUAAUUAUUUAAGUUAUAAAAGUCCCUAAAAAUACCCAUAAAAACACCUCAUCCCGUAAUUUUUUCCCUAAGUUGGGAACCCUGGCACACAAUCUCAUUCAGCUCUGAUAUUUUCACUUUGACACAGAAUGAAGUUUUGAUCGCUUACAGGAAAGAAACUUAGCAUAGGCAACACAAAAUACAGCUACUGAUAUUUUGUACGUUUUGAAAACAAGUUUUUCAAUUCUGCUAAGUAGAAUCAGAUUGAAGUGGGACAUCGAUAAACUUUAUUUUUAGUUUUGAUUGUAAUUAAACCACAGAACUGUGUGUCACGAUAAAUUAAUAGGUAAAAUACGAAAAAUAAUACAAUACGAUUCGCAUGAUACAAUUUGUUAAACCAGAGCGUGAUAUUAUAGAACUGUACUGAAAGCAAUCUUACAUUCUUCCCAGUAUUAUAAAAAAAAAAAAAACAUAAUACCGCAUGUUGUGAGUGAUAUGAAGUUAUUUUGAAAAUUUUUAUGAGUAACUUCGAAAAUUUUAGAGUAAUGCUUAUUUAUUUAUAUUACAUUGUACUUUUCUCGCAUUGUGUAUAUAUACAUAAUUUGUUUUUAUGUUUUAAGUGUUUGUUGUAAAGAUCAAAGAAUGUCAGUAUUUAAUUUUUAUAUAAAAAAAAUGAAAUAAAAGCAAAAUUUUA